GGGACGAGGGGGCCGACCUGGCCACCGAUCGGGAGGGCACCGGGCUCCGCGCGCCAGUGACUAAGGGCCGCCCCUCUCCUUUCAGGACGCUGAUGAUCCGCCGGCUCGGCAGCACCAUGCCUUUCCCGCCCGUGCCGCCGCCGCCCUCCGCCCCGGCCCCAGGGGUCCCCGCUGCGCGCCCGCCGCCCCGGAGGCCCGGCGCCCCCCGGAAGGCGGCGGCGCCCGCCUGCGCCCCGCCCGGGCCCUCGCCGCCCGCCGCGGCCGGGGAGAAGAAGAAGAGGCCCCCCGAGCGGCCCGAGGGGCUGCUGUCCAGUUCCUGGCCCUCAGCCACCCUGAAGAGGCCGCCGGCCCGCCGCGCCCCGGGCCCGGCCCCUCCGCGCGCCCCGCCCCAGGCCGCGCCCGGCCGCCCGCGCGCCGCGACCACGUGCGUCCCGCCCCGGCCGGCCGGCUCCGGCCACAGCCCUGCUGGGGCCACGGGCUCGGGGGCGCGGACCGCCGGCUCCGGGACCGCCGCCCCGGGGGCAGGGCCCGACGACGCCGUGCGCUUCUCCCUGAGCCUCACCCCCGAGGCCGUUCUGGUCAUCCAGAGGCGCCACCUGGAGAAGCAGCUGCUGGCGCGGCCCCGCCGGCCGGUCCCCUCGCCCUCGGCCGACGCCAGGCGCCUGCUCGCCCCCUGCCCCCGGGCCAGGGCCGCGGGGCUCUCCCGGCGCCCGCCCGCGCCCGGCGGCCUGCAGGCCCCCGACCCCGGCCCGCGGCCCGCCGACCUGCGCCCGGUGCUCAAGGUGUCGCUGCUCAACGAGCGGCACAGGUACGACGACGUGGAGUACGAGGAGGAGUCCGAGGCCGUGGACGAGGGCCUGGUCCGCAAGUGCACCGAGUGGCUGCGGGGCGUGGAGUCGGCGGCCGGUCGCGCCGGGCCCGUGGACGCGCUGCCGCACCUGAGCACGCUGUGACGCACGGGACGGACGGCCUCCCGCGGCCCGCCGCCGCCUCCCGGCGCCUGGGAGCCAGGGGAU
Molecule: messenger RNA, 1016 nt
Organism: Diceros bicornis minor
Lineage: Eukaryota; Metazoa; Chordata; Mammalia; Perissodactyla; Rhinocerotidae
Gene: PRR18
Product: proline rich 18
Exons: 1
Coding region: 93-953 (286 amino acids)
Source: RefSeq, a predicted model, not a curated record